Molecule: messenger RNA, 3147 nt
Organism: Podarcis lilfordi (Lilford's wall lizard)
Lineage: Eukaryota; Metazoa; Chordata; Lepidosauria; Squamata; Lacertidae
Source: the annotation of a GenBank genome assembly
AUGGAGGAGCCGGAGAAGAUGGAGGCGGCGGGCGGGGACGGGGCUGCCGAAGCCCCGCUUCCCCCGCCGGAGGCGCCCCCUGAACCCGCGGAGGCGCCCCCGGGGGAGGCCGAGGUCCCGGAGGAAGCGCCCGCCUCGGGCCCCGAGGAGCCUGCGCCGGCGGACGGGGCCGGGGCCGCGCCGGGGGCGGAGGAGCCGGGCGCUGAGGAGGAGGCGGCGGCGGAGGCGGCGGGCGAAGGAGAGCCGCAGGAGCCGGUCUCCGAAGAGGCGCCCGGCCCGGGGGAAGCCAGCGAGGCGGCGGGGCCGGAGCAGCAGAGCUCCGUCGAAGGGGCGCUGGAGGAGGAGGAGAAGGAGAAGGAGAAGGAGGGCGGCGAGGGGGAGGCGGCGGCGAUGGCGGCGGAGGAGGAAGGGGCCCCGCCUGACGGCGCCCCCGUCCCGGAGAUCCAGGAGGCGCCCUCCGUGUCGGUGGCGCUGCCCAGCGAGGCCUCCUUCGCGGCGGGAGGGCUGCUGGAGCCGCCUCCGCUGCAGACGGGCGUGGAUCUGGGGCGCCGCAUCAGCCUGAGCCUGCGGGACCUGGAGCUGGGGCGCCCCAGCGCGCUGUCGCUGGAGGUGGGCAGCAGCGCCGGCAGCUCGGAGGCCGAGGAGGCGGCGGCCGCGGAGACGGAGGAGCAGCGCGAGCAGCGGCAGGCCGAGGAGCAGCUCCGGCGGCAGGAGCUGGCCGAGCAGUACCGGCAGCUGCUGCUGGAGCGGGCGCGCCUGCAGCACUACAACGCCAAGCUGCAGAGCAAGCUGAGCGAGCUGCUGAACAAGGCCAAGAGCAAGGAGCGCGUCCGGCAGGAGCUGGAGCAGCACAUCUCCGACAAGGAGCAGCGCUACAGCCGCUACCUGGCCAUGCUGGAGGAGCUGCGCACCCAGCAGGCCGACGAGGCCGCCUGGUUCCAGAAGCAGAUCGACGACGCCCGCCUCUCCUGCAGCCACAAGCUGGCCAAGGUCGAGAGCGCCUGGAAGGCCCACCAGGCGCUCAAGAUGGAGGUGGCCGUCUACACCGUGGGGCGCCGGCUGGGGAGCAAGCAAGCCGCCAUCGACAGAGUGGGCCAGAUCCAGGCCAGGGAGCAGAGCAAGGAAAGGGAGAUGACGGAGGUGAGACCUGCCCGGAGAAGCCUGCCCAGACAGGCCAGCGAUGGAUUAGACUUGCUUCUCCCCCUCGCCCAUCAACGAAAAAACCCAAACUCAUCGACCCCCUCCAGCCACCUCACUGGCAGGAGACUGUGGUGCAGCUAGUUAAUUCUCCCCUGGAAGUUACGCUCUUAUCAGCUUAGGCAGUUUAUUAUUUCAGUUGUGAUGCACUGUUAAUAUUUGCCUCCCCUUCCAUGCUUUAAAACUGCUUCUGCAUUCCUGUUCCAGUGGAGGAGGGAUAAGGCAAUAUGGUGUCCUCUGAGCAGCCUCAGACAGCAUAACCAACGGUUUGGGCUGAUGGGAGUCAUAGUCCAUCAACAUGUGGACAGCACAACAUUGGCUACCCAUGUUAGAGCAACGAUACCAAAACCAAGUUGUAAACCCUGAUAGUAAUAGUACAGUGGUACCUCGGUUUAUGAACAGCCCUUUAAUGAACUAUUUGGUUUACAAACUCCGCAAAACCAGAAGUAGUGUUCCGGUUUGCAAACUUUACCUCGGUCUACAAACAGAAGCCGAACGGUAGCAGGGCACCGGCGGCAGGAGGCCUCAUUAGGGAAAGCGCGCCUCGGUUUAAGAAUGGAUUUGGUUUAAGAACGGACUUCAUGAAGAGAUUAAGUUCGUAAACCGAGGUACCAUUGUAGUCAAUAAUAGGGCCACGGGUAAACAAGGAAAGCCUAUGUAGUUAUUUUCAUCACGUGUGCUUAGGCUUAUUAUAGAUAGAAACUUAUGGUGAUAAAAAAAGUAAGAGGCAACUUCCUGAGCAUCUUGUAGUCUGAACUAUUUUAAAAGUCAAUUUUAUUGAGGUUUAUUCAUAGGUGUUACGGCAGGUAAAGACGGAUCCAGAGUUCACAUAAGCUCCCGACAGUUCCUAUUCCAACCCCAAUCACCUCCCAUAAUAGUUUCUCACCUGGAAGAGUUUCAUCCCAAGUCAACUGUUCCACAUACAGUCAAUAGGGGAGUUGUGGCUGCUUCUAUUCCAUUCCUCGAGUUCUUCAAAUCUGCUUUGAGUUAAAUUCUUUGGGUUGUACUCUAAGUAGCACUAAGUCUAUGGUUCCAUCCCAGCAAGGGUUUUGUCUCUUUUUGUAGGAAAUGUAUAUUUGUGCAUGUUGUAAUUUCCAUUUUUAACAUUUUAACUUUCCACCAUGCCUCUCCUACCUGCUCUGGGGUUUCCUUAAAUUCCCUGGAACAGAUUUGGGGAAAAUGAGAGCUGUAUGUGGAGGAGACAGGUGUGGGGGAAGUCGUGUGGUAGAGGUGAUCCUUGCAUUUGCACAACUGUUUAGUUGAAUACCACCCUUGGGUAGGAUAUCUAUAGACUCACUUCAGUUUUUAUCAUGCUAGGUUCGACUGGAAAAUAUAAAGCUGAAACACAGGAUCCAAAAGCUUGAUGCAAGUUUAAAAGCCAUGGAAGAGUUAGCAGAAGGUCUGCACUUAAUAGAUUUUGAGCAACUGAAAAUAGAGAACCAAACCUACAAUGAAAAGAUUGAAGAGCGCAAUGAGGAGCUUAUGAAGCUCCGGAAAAAGAUAACCAACACAGUGCAAGUUCUUACUCAAGUGAAGGAAAAACUGCAGUUUGUGGAAGCAGAGAAUCAUGGCCAAAGGUCUCAACUAAUGGCAGUUGAGGCUUUAGUGGCCCAAAGGAGAGAGAUUCUAACAAAGACUAAACAGGCUAGGGACAAAUUGCGAAUGGACAAUCAGAGGCUUUACCAGAAGUGCGGCUUACUUGGGAAUACACUGCUGUUAAGGGACUUUGAAGAUAAGGUAACUGCUGCUGAAAUGCUGAAUGAAAGGCUGGAGGUACUGAAACGCCAUCAUGCUGCAAUCUCCCUUACUUGCAAAGGGGUAAAGAAGAAAAUCAGAGGGGUGACAUCUUUUCUACCACUCUAAACUUUAUUUUAAAUGUCAAAAAGAGCAAAGUAGAGUGUGCACUAUAAAAUAUUACAUUAAAUAGCAAUUAGUUGUUUGUCCUUAGAA